This is a messenger RNA of Dama dama (fallow deer), 5590 nucleotides long. RefSeq names its product purinergic receptor P2X 7 (gene P2RX7). Gene Ontology annotation, biological process: response to ATP; monoatomic cation transmembrane transport. The transcript has 15 exons. The record is from RefSeq and is a predicted model, not a curated record. NCBI's taxonomy places the organism in Eukaryota, Metazoa, Chordata, Mammalia, Artiodactyla, Cervidae. Bases 465 to 2243 code for a protein of 592 amino acids. Gene Ontology annotation, molecular function: extracellularly ATP-gated monoatomic cation channel activity; purinergic nucleotide receptor activity; ATP binding. Gene Ontology annotation, cellular component: plasma membrane; nuclear inner membrane.
AACCAGUAAACAUGUUUCCCUGAGUUCUGUGAGCCAUUACAGUAAAUUACUGAACCCGGGGAAGGGGUCACAGGAACCCCAGUCUGUAGUCAAGUUAAAACCUGGGACUCACUACUUGUGACUGGUGUCUGAAGCUAGGAACAGCUUUGUGGGACUGAUUCCUUAACCUGUGGGGCCUGUGCUAACUGUGAUGCAACAGAGACAGGAAGGCCCAGAGAAGACCCACUUCAGGAGGAGACCCCCUCCAUGAGAAGAAUUGAGCCACCUUAUAUAUGAGGCCAAGAGACCAGCAAACACAAAUGAAUGGAAGCCAAAAAGAGGAACAGUCAAAAGGUCAGUGUGUUCCAGAACCUGGUGAGUGAGAAGGAAGGAGCAGGAGCUGAGGACAGAGUGAGCUCAGGCGCUGUGCGGCUGAAGUCUGGCUUUGCUGUUCCUUCCUGUGGCACGUUGAGGACUCUCUCACCAUGGGUGCAUGCAGCCAAACCCCACUGCGAUGCCAGUACAUGUCUGUGAAAGUCCUUCUCAUUGAGAAUUCGUGGAUUGGGUUUCUGAAAAACAUCUUUAUAGUGUGCAUCGUGGUCUACAACUGCUUUGCUUUGGUGAGUGACAAGCGGUACCAACGGAAAGAGCCUGUCAUCAGUUCUGUGCACAGCAAGAUAAAAGGGAUAGCAGAGGUGAAAAGGGAGAUUAUGGAGAACGGGCAGAAGAAGGUUGUGUGGAAUGUCUUUGACAUGGCGGAUUACACCUUCCCCUUGCAGGGGAACUCCUUCUUUGUGAUGACAAACUUUCUCAAGACAGAAGGCCAAGAGCAAGGGUUGUGUCCUGAGUACCCCACCCGCAGGACGCUCUGUUCCUCUGAUCAGGGUUGUAAAAAGGGAUGGCUGGGCCCGCUGAGCAAAGGCAUCCAGACCGGCAGAUGUAUAGAUUAUAACAAGAAGCAGAAGACCUGUGAAGUCUUCGCCUGGUGUCCUGUCGAGGCAUCGGAAAAGGCUCCGGAGCCUGCGCUCUUGGUCAGUGCUGAAAACUUUACUGUCCUCAUCAAGAAUAAUAUCGACUUCCCUGGCCACAAUUACACCACGAGAAACAUCUUGCCGGAUUUAAACAGCACUUGCACCUUUCACAAGACUCGGGAUCCACAGUGUCCCAUUUUCCGACUAGGAGAUAUCUUUCAAGAAACAGGAGAUAAUUUUUCAGAAAUGGCAAUUCAGGGAGGAAUCAUGGGCAUUGAGAUCUACUGGGACUGCAACCUGGACAGAUGGUUCCAUCACUGCCGUCCAAAAUACAGUUUCCGUCGCCUUGACGACAAGACGGCCAAGGAGUCCUUGUAUCCUGGCUACAACUUCAGAUUUGCCAAGUACUAUAAAGAAAAUAACACUGAAAAGCGGACCCUGAUAAAAGCUUACGGGAUCCGUUUUGACAUCCUGGUUUUCGGCACCGGGGGAAAAUUUGACAUCAUCCAGCUGAUCGUGUACAUUGGUUCAACCCUCUCCUACUUUGGUUUGGCCACUGUGUUAGUUGACAUGCUCAUCAACACUUAUUCAAGUAAAUACUGUCGAUCGCAUGUUUAUCCCUGGUGCAAGUGCUGUCAAUUCUGCGCAGUCAAUGAAUACUACUACAAGAAGAAGUAUGAAUCCAUUGUGGAGCCAACACAGACAUUAAAAUAUGUGUCCUUUGUGGAUGAACCCUAUAUUAGGAUGGUAAAUGAAAGACUACUUGGGAGAAGUCUGCAAGAUGUCAAAGGUGAAAAAGUCCAGAGAUCCCAGCUGGACUUUUCGGACUUGUCCCGGCUGCCUCUGUCUCUUCAUGACCCACCCCCGAUUCCCGGACAACCAGAGGAGAUCCAGCUGCUUGGUGAAGAGCUGCCCAGGGACUGCCCGGAUUGGUGCCAGUGCGGAAACUGCCUUCCAUCCCAACUCCCUGAGAACCAAAGACGCCUGGAGGAGCUGUGCUGCCGGAAAAAGCUGGGUGCCUGUAUCACCACCUCAGAGCUAUUCAGGGACCUCGUGCUGUCCAGGCGGGCCCUGCAGUUCCUCCUGCAGUACCAGGAGCCCUUGCUGGUGCUGGAUGCAGAUUCUGCCAACAGCCGGCUGCGGCACUGCGCCUACAGGAGCUACACCACCUGGCGCUUUGGCUCCCAGGACCUGGCUGACUUCGCCAUCCUGCCCAGCUGCUGCCGCUGGAGGAUCCGGAGAGAGUUCCCCAAGAGUGAAGGCCAGUACAGCGGCUUCAAGAGUCCUUACUGAUGCACUGAGCAGUCACUGAACAUUGCCUUUGCUUGCACCUUGAGCUUCACCUGCCAGGAUGUGUGUCCAGAUUUUUAGCCAAAGGGAAAUGGGCUUUCCUCUCCCCCAGCUCUAUGUGUGUCAGAGAGAAAAGUGACAGGGUAAACAAACAACAGAUAAACCAGAAUCCCUCAGCAUGGACUGAGGGUCAGAUUCAUUCAUUCAGAUUCAUUUCUCCAUUCUAUCCCUAGAUGGUUGAGAUCCUAGGCCUUUAACCUCUGUACCUUAGUUGCCUUAUUAGCCAACCUACUGUUUCACAAUUAGGAGAGCAAAUUGAGGCAGUGUACACAAAUUUUCUUAUUAAUGCAUAAAAGCUACAUGAAUAUGGGCUUCCCUGGUGGUCAAGUGGUUAAGAAUCCACCUGCCAAAGCAGGGGAUAUGGGUUCAAUCCCUGAUCCAGGAAUACCCCACAUGCUGCAGAGCAGCUAAGCCCAUGCACCACAACUACUGAAGCCCAUGCCCUAGAGCCCAUGCUCCACAACAAGAGAAGCCACUGCAAUAAGAAGCCCGCAUAUUGCAAUGAAGAGGAGCGCCUGCUCUCUGCAACUAGAGAAAGCCCGCACACGCAUAGCAAUGAAGACCCCAGCACAGCCAAAAAUGAAUUUUUUAAAAAAUAAUGUUCUUUUAAAAAAAGAAUGAGGAGGGUUAAAAGUGCCCACAAGUUUUUUUUGACAUCUGUUCCACAGGACCUGAGAUGCCAUCCAACCAUCUGAGAGUUAUAUCUCCUCCCCUUGGGUCUUGACAGCUUUGAUCACUUUAUCCAAUGAUAAAGUGAUGCUGUAUCUGAUUCAGGGUCUUGGUCCUAAGAUGCUGACAGUUUCUAUUUCCUGUCCCUUGAAACUCUUGCUGCAAAGAAAACCAGCUCUCCUAUAAAAACCUGCCCAUUCGGAGUCCACCCUGCUGUGAGGAAGCCCAAGCAGAUGUGUGGAGAGGAGAGAUGCCUGACCAGCGCCCAGCACUCAAGACAUCCAAGCCUGUCACUAGACAUGGUAGAGAAGAAUCCUCCAGGCUAUUCCAGAUCCUGCUAACAUAUAACUGCAGCUGAACAGACACCCUAAGUAAGAAUUUCCCAGUGAACCCACAGAACAGAAUUGUUAUCUUAAACUAUGUUUGGGGCUGUCUGUUAUACAGCAACAGAUAACUGGGACAGACAGCAAGCCUGACUCAUAGGACGUAGACUCAGCCUACACCUUCUCUGGUUCUAAGGUUCUUAGGCAGCCUGGAUAUCCCUGGAGCCCCUUGAGGGCUUAGGUUUCCUUUUAUUUUAAUUGGAGGAUAUUUGCAUUACAAAGUUGUGUUGGUUUCUACUGUAAAACAAUGCAAAUCAGCCAUAAUAUAUAUAUGUUGUUAUUGUUCAGUUCCUCAGUCGUGUCUGACUUUUUGCAGUCCCAUGGACUGCAGCAGGCCAGGCUUCCCUGUCCUUCACCAUCUCCCAGAGCUUGCUCAAACUCAUGUCCAUUGAGUCAGCGAUGCCAUCCAACCAUCUCAUCCUCUGUUGUCCGCUUCUCCUGACUUCAAUCUUUCCCCACAUCAGGGUCUUUUCUAAUGAGUCGGCUCUUCACAUCAAGUGGCUGAAAUAUUGGAGCUUCAGCUUCAGCAUCAGUCCUUCCAGUGAAUAUUCAGGACUGAUUUCCUUCAGGAUUGACUGGUUUGAUCUCCUUGCAGUCCAAGGGACUCUCAAGAGUCUUCUCCAACACCACAGUUCAAAAGCAUCAAGUCUUCAGCACUCAGCCUUCUUUAUGGUGCAACUCUCACAUCCAUACAUGACUACUGGAAAAACCAUAGCUUUGACUAUAUGGACCUUUGUUGGCAAAGUAAUGUCUCUGCUUUUUAAUACACUGUCUAGAUUUGUCAUAGCUUUUCUUCCAAGAAGCAAGCAUCUUUUAAUUUCGUGGCUGCAGUCACCAUCUGCGAUGAUUUUGGAGCCCAAGAAAAUAAAAUCUGUCACUGUUUCCAUUGUUUCCUCAUCUAUUUGCCAUAAAGUGAUGGGACUGAAUGCCAUGAUCUUCGUUUUUUGAAUGUUGAGUUUUAAGCCAGCAAUAUAUGUGUGUGUAUAUAUAUAUACAGCAUAUAUGCACCAUAUGUAUCUUCAGCAAUAUAUAUGUGACUACAGACCAAAUCAGGUAACUCACCAGACCAGCUCUGGAAUCCAUCAAAUCUAACUGCUGAGCUACCCAAUACAUUGCAAUCCACAUCACAUUUCUAUGACUGGAAGUAACUAUUGCUGUUAAAAACUGGAAAAAAUAAAAGCCACCUUUAUGCCUUUAACAUCCUGUACUUUGCAACCAGUUACAAUGGAUAGUCUGAUUGCUACUUAAAAAGCAAUUCACACUCAAAGCUCUUACCAUUUCUAUCCAUCAACCACUGAGAGUAUAAAAAUGAAUAGCAGGUUUUAGGAUCCUCCUCAGGAUUUCCUUUUCAAGGUUUUAGCACUAGAACAGACUGUUUCAAAAUGACAACUAUUUUAAACAAUAAAUACAGAGCACUAUUCAAAACUGUGACUAAUAAAUGGUGUGAGUUUUUAUACAUACUCUUUAAUAUUUAGCACUUUGAUACUUUUUAAAAAUCACCAGCUUUCUACUGUAUUAAUGUAAAAUAAUAUGAACAAAAACCUUCCUUUUUUGACCUAGCAUUUUAUCUGGCUUUAAACUCAGGAAUCAAGUUAAUUGGGCCAGAUGUAACUCAUUUUUACUACCUUUCAGAGAUAUUUUUGAAAAGUGAAUUAUAUAUGACUUCUUCAGCACUGAAAUUUUUUACUCCAAGAAUUCUAUGUACCUGCCACAGAUUUCCAUUCUGAUAGCCUCUGAGCCUUCACAUGAAAUUUUUUGGUGCCUAUUCCUAGUGUGCUUCUCUCACUUUGUGGAGGCCCCAGAUGGAGUCAGAAUUCGGAAUGACAAAUAAUCACUGGAUCCACCUACUGUUUUCCUUCACCUUUCCCAGAUGCUCUGGGUGAGAGGGUGAAGUGUUACGUCAACUGCAUGUCUGACACUUCCUAGAAUAACAUGCAUCACAUUUAUAUUCUUAUUUUUAGUCUACUGUAGAAAACAGUGUCAUUGCCAAAGGCAUCCUAAUUAAAGUCACAUUUUAUAGGAUCUGUUUUUUGUACUUAAAUCCAUUCUUCUGUUAUAGGAAUUGCACAGUAUUCACUGCUUCAACUCUGUAUCGGAGAUCUGCUUUCUUGUAACUCUGCCUGAUUUCAUGUAGCAUUGGUAUGGACUUGCAUUCUUCUCUUUAGAGGGAAUCCUUCUUAAAACCCUUCCUAAUUCUAGCUUGGCAAUGCAGAUGUCUUAACUGUUUUGAUAAUAAAA